Molecule: messenger RNA, 709 nt
Organism: Impatiens glandulifera
Lineage: Eukaryota; Viridiplantae; Streptophyta; Magnoliopsida; Ericales; Balsaminaceae
Product: DCC family protein At1g52590, chloroplastic
Exons: 5
Coding region: 31-585 (184 amino acids)
Molecular function (GO): protein-disulfide reductase activity
Source: RefSeq, a predicted model, not a curated record
GGAGAUAUUUACUUGGAGAAGACUGGUAUCAUGUAUACAAUGGCGCUCGUCGUCCCUUUCAUUGGAUGCUCCCGGACAACAGUUAUACUACCAGCGCAUGGAAGGCGUCAUCGUUUGAAUGCCUCUAGCAUAGUCACCGUUUCUCUUGUGCAGCCUAGUGGAAGCGAACAGUCGGUAGAUUGGCGGGAAGCAACGUCAAGCUUCUUUGACCGGGACACUCGACCAAUCAUGCUUUUCGACGGCGUUUGCAACUUGUGUAAUGGAGGUGUGAAGUUUGUUCGUGACCAUGAUAGGAAUAGGAUAAUAAGAUUCGAAGCUCUCCAAAGUGACGCAGGGAAGAAGCUUCUUAGGAGGAGUGGACGAGCUUCUGAUGAUAUUUCUAGUGUUGUACUUGUUGAGAAAGAACGUUCAUAUAUUAAAUCAGAAGCUGUAUUGAAGAUAAUGGAGUACAUAAACAUACCCUUUCCUCAACUAGCCUUCUUUCUGCAAUUUGUGCCUAUCAGCUUCUUGCGCGAUUUUGUAUAUGACAAUGUUGCAAACAACCGAUAUGCCUUCUUUGGUCGCACUGAAUCAUGUGACAUAUAAUAUAGCAGGUUUGUGUUAUUUUGGCUUAUAUUUACAUGAUGUUUUGCAAUUGUCAACACCGCACACAAACACAAAAAACAUGGAUGGUAUACAAGUUACGGAAUCUAAUGAUUUCCUGCAAACA